This is a messenger RNA of Brassica oleracea var. oleracea, 1630 nucleotides long. RefSeq names its product protein NUCLEAR FUSION DEFECTIVE 4-like. The transcript has 3 exons. Gene Ontology annotation, biological process: transmembrane transport. Bases 39 to 1604 code for a protein of 521 amino acids. The record is from RefSeq and is a predicted model, not a curated record. Gene Ontology annotation, cellular component: membrane. Lineage: Eukaryota; Viridiplantae; Streptophyta; Magnoliopsida; Brassicales; Brassicaceae. Gene Ontology annotation, molecular function: transmembrane transporter activity.
CAUAACAUCAUUUUGAUCGGUUCAAAAAAGUGGGAAAGAUGGAGAUCGCAAACACAAAAUGGGUGGCUGCGACGGCGAGCAUGUGGAUAGAGAGCUUCAUUGGAGCAAGCUAUACAUUUGGAAUCUACUCUUCUCUUCUCAAGUCAUCCCAAUCUUAUGACCAAUCUACACUUAACACCGUCUCCGUCUACAAAGACAUCGGGGCAAACGCAGGCAUCCUCUCCGGCCUUUUUUACACGGCGGUUGCAAACGGCAGAAGCGGUAACGGUCGCUUCUUUAGUGGACCAUGGUUGGUUAUAUUUGUUGGGCUGCUCCAAUGGCUCGUGGGGUAUGGUUUCAUAUGGAUGGCUGCAUCCGGAGUGAUCGAACCGCCUCCGGUGGCUGUGAUGUGUUUGUUCAUGUUCUUCGCCGGUCAUUGUCAGCCUUUCUUUAAUACGGCGAUUGUUGUCACCGCCAUCCGUAACUUCUCCGACUAUGGAGGGACCGCCGUUGGUAUUAUGAAGGGUUAUCUUGGGCUAAGUGGAGCAAUUCUUGUUCAAAUGUACCACAUUUUCUGUGAAGGUGACCCAGCGAAUUACCUUCUUCUCUUGGCCGUAGUACCAUCAAUUUUCAUCUUGACAAUGAUGCCCUUCGUAAGGGCGUACGACACAGUCAUCCCUGGCCACAAGAAAUACUUGAACGGUCUCUCCUCCAUCUCCUUGAUCGUUGUCACCUAUCUUAUGGUCGUCAUAUUGGUUGAAAAUGUUAUCGGAAUGCCAAGGUCCAUGAAGAUAUGUUCUUUCACUCUUUUAGUUCUCUUGCUCGCCUCUCCUCUCUUGGUCGCAGUUAGAGCACAUAAUGAAGAGAAAGAGAGACUCCUGUCUUUGGAUUUUCCGGUUACCGAGAGAUCUACCUUGCUUGACACUCCUAAGCCCAAUGAUGUUGAUGUUGUCACGACCAAUGACAUGAACGUCCUGGAAGCAAUAUGUACAAUCAACUUCUGGCUUCUAUUCCUGGCGAUGAUAUGUGGAAUGGGAUCAGGGCUCGCCACGAUAAACAACAUCAGACAGGUGGGCGAGUCACUUCGCUACUCUACGGUUCAGCUCAAUUCUUUGGUGUCUCUUUGGAGCAUAUGGAGCUUCCUAGGCCGGUUUGGGGCAGGUUACAUCUCAGACGCUUAUUUACAUAGUCAUGGCUGGCCAAGACCGGCUUUCAUAACCAUAAGUCUAGUCAUAAUGGCUUUAGGUCACAUUGUCAUGGCCUCUGGUUUACUAGGAAGCCUAUAUAUCGGUUCCUUGUUGGUUGGGUUAGCGUACGGCUCACAAUGGGCACUCAUGCCGACUAUAACGUCUGAAAUAUUUGGGAUUCUUCAUAUGGGAACUAUAUUCUAUACAAUUGGGAUAGCUAGUCCCGUAGGUUCUUAUAUUUUCUCAGUGAAGGUAAUAGGCUACUUUUUCGACAAGGUAGCUUCUGAGGAUCAUUCUUGUUAUGGGAGUCAUUGUUUUAGGACUUCAUUUGUGAUAAUGGCGGUCAUGUCAGUGCUUGGAUCUCUUAUUUCUUUUGUGUUGUUCCUCCGCACAAAGAAGUUUUAUGCAACGCUUGUGGCCAAGAGGAUCUUGAAGUGAUUAAUUCUUGAAGCUAGGGUCUGGAA